AUGGAUUAUCUUGAGCAGGAAAAUCGGGUACUUCGUGAAGAAAUGACAGUCAUGCAGACUAGGAUGGACGAGAUGGCUGAAUUAAUAAAAACAAUGGCAGAAACUCAGACUCAAGCUCAAGCACAGAUUCAAGCACAAGCGCAAGCAUUGGCACAAGCGCAAACUCAAGCUCAGGCCGUAACAGAAGCACAGGCCCGAUCACAAGCACCUCCACCCCCUCCUCCCAUCAGAACUCAGGCCGAGGCGUCUUCUUCUUGGACACUAUGUGCUGACACUCCAACGCAGUCCGCUCCGCAACGUUCCGCGCCUUGGUUUCCACCUUUCACUGCUGGGGAGAUAUUUCGUCCUAUCACUUGUGAAGCUCAGAUGCCCACUCACCAGUACACGGCUCAAGUACCCCUACCUGCCAUGAGGGUCACUCCAGCCACCAUGACCUACUCAGCACCUGUGAUACAUACAGUCCCGCAAACCGAAGAACCUAUCUUUCAUUCAGGGAAUGUAGAGGCUUACGAGGAAGUAAACGACCUACGAGAAAAGUAUGAUGAACUACGCCGAGACAUGAAAGCCCUCCGUGAAAAAGGGAAAUUUGGGAAGACUGCGUACGAUCUCUGUUUGGUACCGAGUGUGCAGGUACCUCACAAAUUCAAGAUUCCAGACUUCGAGAAAUACAAAGGGAGUUCUUGCCCUGAGGAACAUCUAAAAAUGUAUGUGAGAAGGAUGCCUGCGUAUGCCCAAGAUGAUCAGAUUCUUAUUUACUACUUCCAAGAAAGCUUGACCGGCCCUGCUUCAAAGUGGUACACAAACCUAGACAAAACAAGGAUUCAAACUUUCCGUGACCUUUGCGAAGCUUUCGUGGAACAGUACAGUUACAAUGUAGACAUGACUCCGGACCGAAGUGAUCUCCAAGCCAUGACUCAGGGAGAUAAAGAGACGUUCAAAGAAUAUGCCCAACGGUGGAGAGACACCGCUGCCCAAGUCAGCCCACGGAUUGAGGAGAAAGAGAUGACCAAGCUCUUCCUAAAAACUUUGAAUCAUUUUUAUUACAAAAAGAUGGUCGGAAGUACACCAAAGAGCUUCGCGGAGAUGGUUGGUAUGGGAGUACAGUUAGAAGAAGGAGUCCGAGAAGGACGCUUAGUAAAGAAUACAACUCCUGUCAGUGGGACCAAGAAGACCGGGAACCAUUUCCCGAGGAAGAAAGAACAAGAAGUCGGUAUGGUGACUCAUGGAGGGCCUCAACAAACUUAUCCAGCCUAUCAACACAUUGCUGCCAUCACACCCACCUCUCACCCUUUUCAACAAACGAAUAACCAUCCUCAAAUACCACAAUAUCCUCAAAUACCACAAUAUCCUCAAUUCCCACAAAAUCCUUCACCACAAAAUGUCCAACCACAAAGUGUCCAACAACAAAAUUUCCAACAACAACCAUACCAACAGCAACCAUACCAACAGCAACCAUACCAACAAUACCCAUAUCAACAAUACCCUCAACAAAAUUUCCAACAACAACCUUAUCAACAACGCCCACAACAACCUCGACCACCAAGAAUGCCGAUUAACCCAAUACCAGUCACCUAUGCAGAAUUACUUCCCGGCUUACUCAAGAAAAACCUUGUCCAAACUAGAACAGCUCCUCCUAUCCCAGAAAAACUACCAUCUUGGUAUAGACUUGACCAGACUUGUGACUUCCAUGAAGGGGGCCGUGGCCAUAACAUUGAAACUUGUUAUGCCUUUAAAAGCACAGUGCAGAAGUUGAUCAAUGAUGGAAAAAUAACUUUCACAGACUCGGCGCCAAAUGUUCAAACAAACCCAUUGCCGAAUCAUGGUGCCGCAACAGUCAACAUGAUCGAAGAUUGUCAAAAGACUCGUCCCAUUCUGAAUGUUCAACGUAUCAGAACACCCUUGGUCCCGUUACAUGCCAAGUUAUGCAAAGUCGACCUUUUUGAGCAUGAUCAUGAUCUCUGUGAAAUAUGCCUUAUGAACUCCGGAGGAUGUCAGAAAGUAAGAAAUGAUAUUCAAGGGCUUCUAGACCGAGGAGAGCUUGUGGUCGAAAGGAAGUGUGAUGAUGUGUGUGUAAUAACUCCCGAAGGACCUUUGGAAGUAUUUUAUGACAGUCGAAAGUCAACUAUCACCCCUCUGGUGAUCUGCUUACCGGGUCCACUGCCAUAUGCUUCUGAAAAAGCCAUUCCAUACAAAUACAAUGCCACCAUGAUUGAAGAGGGUCGUGAGGUUCCAAUACCGCCUUUGUCUAGUGUGGAUAAUGUUGUUGAAGACAGUAGAGUUCUGAGAAAUGGGCGCGUUGUUCCCAUAGUGUUCCCAAAGAAGAUUGAUGCUAUAAUAAACAAGGAGGUUCGGACUAAAGAUGCUGGUAUCGCCAAAGAAGUGGAUCAACCCAAUGGGGCUGGUACAAGUGCAGAGUUUGACGAGAUUCUCAAGUUAAUAAAGAAGAGCGAGUACAAGGUUGUUGACCAACUGAUGCAGACUCCAUCCAAAAUAUCCAUAAUGUCUUUAUUACUAAAUUCUGAGGCCCAUAAGGAUGCAUUAAUGAAGGUCUUAGAACAAGCUUUUGUGGAUUAUGAUGUAACAGUGGGACAGUUUGGCGGAAUAGUAGGGAACAUCACUGCAUGCAACAACUUGAGUUUCAGUGAUGAAGAGCUCCCAGCAGAAGGGAGGAACCACAAUCGGGCGCUGCAUAUAUCUGUGAACUGUAAAACCGAUGCUUUGUCAAAUGUACUGGUGGAUACUGGAUCAUCUUUGAACGUGUUGUCCAAAACAACUUAUACCCAACUCGCUUACCAAGGCGCACCUUUAAGACGAAGUGGGGUAAUGGUGAAAGCUUUUGAUGGCUCGAGGAAGGAUGUCCUUGGUGAGGUGGUUCUACCUAUCACAGUUGGGCCACAAGUUUUUCAAGUUAAUUUUCAAGUCAUGGACAUUCAAGCUUCAUAUAGUUGCUUACUGGGUCGACCCUGGAUUCACGAGGCAGGGGCUGUCACAUCCACGCUGCAUCAAAAGCUGAAGUUUGUGAAGAAUGGGAAGCUAGUAACUGUAAACGGUGAAGAGGCUUUAUUGGUGAGUCAUUUGUCAUCUUUCUCUUUCAUUGGGGCAGACAAUGUCGAAGGGACACCUUUUCAAGGGUUUACUAUAGAAGAUAAGAAUACCAAGAGGAACGAAGCCUCUAUCUCGUCUCUGAAAGAUGCUCAGAAGGUCAUACAAGCAGGAGGGUCCACAAGCUGGGGAAAGCUGAUAGAGCUUCCAGAAAACAAGCACCGAGAAGGUUUGGGUUUCUUCCCAUCUACUGGUUUGUCCACAGCCAAGAAGGGCACUUUCCACAGUUCGGGCUUUAUCCAUGCAAUCAUUGGAGAUGAUCCUGAAAGUGUGCCACGAGGUUUUAUAACACCAGGAGUAUCCAGCCACAAUUGGGUUGCCAUAGAUGUUCCUUUUGUUGCUCACUUGUCCAAGUAA
Molecule: messenger RNA, 3459 nt
Organism: Medicago truncatula (barrel medic)
Lineage: Eukaryota; Viridiplantae; Streptophyta; Magnoliopsida; Fabales; Fabaceae
Exons: 1
Coding region: 1-3459 (1152 amino acids)
Biological process (GO): proteolysis
Molecular function (GO): aspartic-type endopeptidase activity
Source: RefSeq, a predicted model, not a curated record